AUGGCGUCCUGCGCGGCCGUGGCGUCCCCGCGGCGCGACGGGGUGCCCCCGCUGCGGCCUUUGCCCCGCGGCGGCCUGCUCGGGGCCAUCGAGCGGCUCUCCCCGCGGCAGGCCUCGCAGUCUCCAGCGCGGGCAGCGGCGGGGGCGUCGCCGCGCGUGACUCCGAACAAGAUCCGCACGCUGCAGGACAGGCGGCCAGGGGGGGCGCCCACUGGCUCUGGGGCGGAGCCGCCGGCUGCGUGCAGUCCCCUGGCGGCGGCGGAGGCGCACGAGCGCCUCGUAGGGGCCGUGUGCGAGGCCGUGCGCGAGGCCGCGCGCGAGGAGGUGCGGGAGCAGAUGCGGGAGGCCACCGGAGCUCUGCAGGACGCCGUGCGCUCGGAGGUGUCGCUGGCGCUGAGGGCCUCGCCGGGCGCGGGCUCGGGGCGGCAGGCGGUGCUGUUCGCCCGCAAGCCUGGCGGCGAUGUGCACAUGCCCCCCCUUAAGUACACCAGUGGCGAGCUGCAGGCGGGCCUCAUCAGGGAGGAUUCCACUCGCGAUUCUCCGGUCAGCGGGACAAGCAAGAAGGUGACGAGUAGCCACCACACGUUCUGGAGCGAGGAGAGGGCGAAGCAUCUGUCGAGCUUCGCAGAGAGGCAGGGGCGUACUGAGGUAAUAGAGACAGGCCCGGCAAUCAAAUGGAUCGAGCGUCUGAACUACUGGUGGAAGUUGAAGGAGCCCAAGCGACAUGGCAAACUCGCGGAUUUGUUCGACAAUGAUUGGUUCGAGGUCUCCGUCCAGGUAAUAAUUAUGCUCAAUUGCGUCUUCAUGGCAAUCGUCGCAAACAGCGAGGUGGCUAACUUGGACGAAGACCCGCACCCCAUCAUCUUGCCCCUGGAGAUCGCCUUCCAGGUGAUCUACACAAUUGAAUUGGUGGCGAAACUGUACGUUCAUAGGUUGUAUUUCUUCUGGAACGAAGACUCGGCCCUCAACAUUCUGGACUUCACGCUGGUCUUCACAGGCGCGCUGGACAUAGCGCUCAGGUUGAGCAACCUGUGGAACGUCACCUACUUUCGCAGCUUGCGCGUGGUGAAAGUGGCCAAGGCCCUGCGGCUGGUCCGCGUGAUCACUGGGGCCGUGCAGUUGCGCAACAUAUUCAUCUGCAUCAUCGGGUCUCUGAUGAAUCUAAUUUGGAGUAUCGUCAUGCUGGCGGUGGUCCUGUACAUGUUCUCCCUGGGCAUGGUGAUUAGCGCCGCGACCCACCUUCAGGAGAUGGGCGAGGGCACGACAGAUUCCGCUGAGAGUUUACGCGAGGACCUUCUGUCGAUGUACGGCUCCGUCCAGCAGUCGAUGCUAACCCUGUACCAGGCAACGACGGGCGGCGAGGACUGGUCGGUCUCCUUCGAUACCAUCUCCAGCACAGGUUGGGUCGCUUCGGUAGUCUACCUGAUGUUCGUUUCGUUCAUGCACAUCUGGUUUGCGGCUAACUGGCAUCUUCGUGGACACGGCCCUCGAGAGGCUCGCCCCAGACCGGGAGGCCAUGGCCCUGAACCAUCGCAAGGAGGAGGAGUUGGUGGCCGAGGAGCUGCGUGCUCUGUGGAGGGAGGUGGCCGGGGGCGACGACUUUCUUUCGGCCGAGGACUUCCACGAAGGCAUUACUGGGGACAAAAUACCUCCCCGGCUUCAGCACAUGGGGCUCUCCGUCGACAACGUCAACCAGUUCUUUGGCGCCCUGUGGAAGGGCUCGGAGGACGGCAAUGUGCGCAUAAACAGCUUCGUGGGCGGCUGUAUGCGGCUGAAGGGCUCGGCCUCCAGCUUCGACAUCCAGGAGCUGCGGUCGGAGGUAUUCGCCAUAGGCAGAAAGGUAGACCGCGUGGGGUUGGGGCUGAUUCGCGAGUAGGGUUUCAGAGAGGUCCUCGGAAGCCGGGUCCCCGAAGGUCUCCGUCUCUCCCUUCGCUUGCAGGAGGAUGCGCACGCCUCUGCUGCGCUUGGCGCGCAGGAUAUUCCAAGUCUUCGGCCCAGCAGUUGUUCAGGAUCGUCGCCCCCGCUGCUAUGCCGCCUUGA
Prorocentrum cordatum is the source of this 2040-nucleotide messenger RNA. The record is from the annotation of a GenBank genome assembly. NCBI's taxonomy places the organism in Eukaryota, Dinophyceae, Prorocentrales, Prorocentraceae.